GCGCUGCCCGUCGCCUGCUGGGCCUUUUCCGCGAGCCGCUAUAUUGCACUCCUCUGCUACCGCGCUUUGUCGUCAUCAAAAGGUAGCAGAUCUGUGUGUCGUGUUUGGCUGCAGGCGCGCAUGGCUGACAUGGUGAGGAAGCUAGCUCUCCUAAUUAUCCUGAUUGGGGCGGUGGUGCUGCUCAUAGCUCUACACGCGUGCCACCUGGCUGGUGCUCGCAUCCAGCGUGGAAGGAGGAAGGGGUUGAAGACGCUUCGACAGGGCGCAUCGGGGAGCAAAGGGAGGGGGGACGGAUACAGUCGGGGUUGUGAGGGUUUUGGGAUGGGGAGGGGGGCGUACGGGGGAGGGAGUGGAAUGCAACACAAUCUCCACCACAGGUUUGAUCCAAAUUUGUAUUUGCAUCUCCCUCCUCACCAGCAGCCUUUGCCUGAUGACACGACGUGGACGCCCCCUCCGUCGACAUUGGGUCUCGCAUGGGGGUCGACACAGACGUCUUACGACACACCACCGCGAGUUGUAAGCACCGGAGGGGGUGUGGGUCCGAUGUCCGCUUUGCUGGGCGAAACGCGGGGCAGAGAUCGUCAUCCAUUCGAUUUGCAACUGUCACCGACGGCCACCAUGGAUGUUUCUAGAACGGUCCUCGUCCAGCGGAGUGGACAGGGUGGCGGUGUGAGCACGCAGACAAUGCAUGCCAGUGUCCUUCACGACGGAGUGUCAAUGCACCGGCCGAACCACAUGUCAAGGCUUGCGCCUAGCCAGGCCGCACCAGCGGGCAGCGUGCCGUGUCGCCAACCUGCGGCAGGCGCUGCCAUGCAGGACCAGAGGACUGAUGUGGGCAGUGUUGCGGAAUCCCCUCGAUACGUGGAGCGUAUCGUCUGCCGGUUCAACAGCUUGCGGGCGACCAGCGAAGGUGACGGAGCAGGCGCGGCCAUGCAGGAACGGAGACCUGAUCUGGUCGGGGUUGCGGAAUCAGCUCGAUGCGUGGAGCGUAUUGUCUGCCGCUACAUUAGCUCGAGGCCGACCGGCGACGGUGAUGUGGGCGGCCGUGAAGUUGGUGCCAGCGAGCUGGACCACGUCGACGUAGAAGACGAUGACGGUGACGACGAAGACGAAGACGAAGCUCCGGUCAAGGAAGCAGUCUCCGGCGGAACGAAAAAGCAACCUUCCAAAGUCCGUGGGAAAGCGAAGGGUAAGGAUAAGGAAGGUGAUACGAACGGCGAGGGUGGCGGGAGCGGAGCGCGGAGGAACUGGAGUUUGAACGAAUCCCUCGUUCUUGUCCGGUGCAAGAGAGACCAAGAUGACUACUUCGCUAAUGCGGGAACCAAUUUCGCCAGAAUGAAAACGAAGGACCAAAAGUGGAUGGACAUCGCAAAGCGGAUGGAGAAGGAAGGAGUUUGGCGAGACGGGGAGCAAUGCAUGAAGAGAUGGGAGAACAUAUUCGGGUGGUACAGGAAAGUGUGGGACAGGGAGAAGGAUUCGGGACUGCAAUCGUACUUCCUCAUGACAACGAAAGCACGAAAGGAGAAAGGGUACAGGUUCAAUCUAGACCGCACUCUAUACAAUGCGAUCCACAUCAUGCAGGGGAAUAACCAGGCCGUCCACCCGCCGAAUCUCGUGGACACCGGCAACGCACAAGGACAAUAAUACGGGGGACGGAGGAUGGUGAAUUGUGCACUCGUGUUCAAAGCGGAACACAGAGGCAAUAGUGAAAUCGCACGUGGCAGUCAUCGAGGGGUUGUCGUUACGAAAGUCGACAUCGGACAUCGCAGCUGUGCGGGGGUGCGGCGUUGCGAAUCAAUGGACAUCCAGGUGGCGCUCAGAGGUCGUGUCCUCGGUCGUACCAUAACUUUUUACGAGAUGAGGCAUCGUCGAGGAGAGAAGGACGGCAGGUUGUUUGAUUUUGUGGGCGAGGUCAUUGGACAGGAAGUGCGGCAUUACGAGGUGGACGCGAACGGUGACACGAUUCUCAACGUCGUCGUCGCGUUGGGAUAUGUGGAUGACAUGCUGCGCGAGGUGGUUGGCUACGCAACAAAAGUCGGCCGCGCGAUCCCCGACCGGUGGGAAGGAGGAGUAGACGUUCUCGCUGACAUCGUCGACCUCCUGAUAUCCAACAUCGCGAACGAGCACGACGGCCGCAUGACAGUUCCCGCGGAUUUCCGGGUUUGGCCGGAUCCUCCCUUGCACGACCGCCCGGGUCUCCGUGGCGAGAUCCGCAACAUCGAUGAGUAGGUGUGGAUGGAAGCCAUGGCGGCAAACCG
Messenger RNA from Chara braunii, 2258 nucleotides. Lineage: Eukaryota; Viridiplantae; Streptophyta; Charophyceae; Charales; Characeae. The record is from the annotation of a GenBank genome assembly.